Molecule: messenger RNA, 474 nt
Organism: Aspergillus terreus NIH2624
Lineage: Eukaryota; Fungi; Ascomycota; Eurotiomycetes; Eurotiales; Aspergillaceae
Exons: 4
Coding region: 1-474 (157 amino acids)
Cellular component (GO): membrane
Molecular function (GO): transmembrane transporter activity
Source: RefSeq, a predicted model, not a curated record
AUGGAUAGUGAGGAGAAGAUACCCUCAGCCAUAACUGAGAAGGGAAUUGGCUUCACCUUCACCCGUACAUGGACUGACGAUCUGGCGUCACGCACCUUACCGGAUGUGCUGGAAAGUGUCUAUAUUCCCGGUGGCGUGUACCUGCUUUCCACCUGGUACAGCCGAUAUGAGCUACACAAACGAUAUUCGUUAUUCUACUGCAUCGGUCUCAUUGCCCAGGCCAUCGCCAAUGUUCUCGCCUUUGGUCUGGGAAAGAUGGAGGGCUGCAGAAUAUUCGAGGGUGGAGAUGGGUUUCAUCAUAGGGGGGUGGCUCAGAUCACCGGGGUCGUCGGCCUCUUGACGUACUUUCUUGUGGUGGAAUUUCCAGACAAGUGUCACAAAUCCUGGCGAUUUCUUAGUGAGGAUGAAGCAGCAUUUAUCAUCCGUCGGUUAAACAUAGAUCGGGACGAUGCUGUUCCCGGAGACUCUCUCUGA